CCUGCCGAAUGCUGGCUUAGGACCCCUGAGCAAUCUGCCUUUGUUCUUUGUUAGAUCCGAGCCACUCUUUCUUGGAUUAGCACUACGAGCGCUUGUACUCCAUCCUGCGUACUUUUUGCUCACGCCAUCACAUAACCACCCAGACUUCCACGCGCACAUAGACAUACACGUAUACACGUAUAGUCUACCACCUGUUCUACGAGUAUCCUGCAGCUCUGGUGGGCUGCAUCGGUGGAGACCCCCCGAGGCUCACUCGUUUGGCCUCUGUUCUGGAAAUCUUGCAUCUACUUGCAUCUCAGACCCGUCCCACGCUGCUGGGCUGAAUCAUACCGUUCUCUUCAACCGCCUUGCGCAACCGCCACGGCUCGGCCCGGGCCAUGGAUUCAUACGAUGACGACAUCCGGCGGCAGCAAUAUCAUCCCUCGCACUCGAUUCCCGAUGCUGCUUAUCCGGACGACUCGCCAUUCCGGCAGCAGCAGCAGCUCCAGACGUCCUACAGCCCUGGAGGCUUUGGCGCGAGCCCUUCGCAUCCCUCGCAUGGAAUGACGCCUUUGCCCUCACACGUGGGACCUCAACCUGGAUACCAGCCUCAGCAUCAACAACAGCCUCAGAACCAGGGAACUUGGCAGCCCUACGAUAUCCCCAGCAGCCCUCCGCCUCCCUAUGACCAGAACCAGGCUCCCAGCACAUACCAGUACUCGCAAAUCGAUGCAACGGCUCUCGCCAACCCGGCUACACGUCCAAAUACGCGCGUCGAUGUGACUGUCCAAACGGGGGGAAUAGAGAUGAUGCCGCUACACGGCGCGACAGUUGCCUUGUCUCCUCAAAUGGCACCCUUGGCUCCAGGAGCCUCAACCUCUGCGCUGACGCAGGCCAGCAAUGCUGCUGAAGACCCCUAUAAACUAGACGCGGCAGCUGCGGAGCGCAGGCGCAAACAGAGGCGCCUCAAGAUUUGCAUCAUCCUCUUAGCCGUGCUGUUUAUGUUCUGUGGCGCGCUGAUCAUCGGCGUGGCGUUGGGUGUUGUUAAAGGGGCACUCAACAAAUCAUCUGAUCAUGGUCCUAGUCCUGGUCCUAGUCCUGGUCCUAGUCCUGGUUCUGGUCCUGGUUUCUGAUGUCGAGAAACGUUAAUUUGUCUCCCUCGGCCGCCGCGCCUAUGCUGGCAAA
This is a messenger RNA of Trichoderma harzianum CBS 226.95, 1164 nucleotides long. RefSeq lists its product as hypothetical. The coding region runs from base 378 to 1112 and encodes 244 amino acids. Lineage: Eukaryota; Fungi; Ascomycota; Sordariomycetes; Hypocreales; Hypocreaceae. The record is from RefSeq and is a predicted model, not a curated record. The transcript is spliced from 2 exons.